AUGAAGCAAGCAAAAAAAGAAGCGCCAGCAAGGAGGGCUGGUUCGGCCAAGGCUGGAUUAAACUUUCCCGUGAACCGUAUUCAUUGCUAUCUCAAGAGGAGUCAUGGCUCCAAGGAAGUCUGCAGAGUUUCAGCCGUCUUUGUCGCUGCCACCCUGGAAUAUUUGGUGACUGGAAUUGUAGAACUGGCGGGUAAUGCUGCACAUGGUAACGAAGAGCAUCAAAUCUUACCACAUCAUCUCAAGAUAGCUAUUCGAAACAAUGAGGAACUGAACAAGCUACUCGGCCAUACCACGGUCCUGCAAAGUGAUGUCUUACCCAACAUCCACAGCGAGUUGCUCCUUAAAAAGACGAACAAGAAGUCUGGCGAGGUUUCUCGAGAGUUUUAAGCAAUAAGUUCCCUAUUCUUUCUCGGUUACGACAUCUUCUCUCUUUUAAAUUGUACAUUGAUCGAAUAGUUUUCUUUUUUUAAUCUUUCUUUUUCGUUGCGUUGUCCUGGAUCCCUUUUCCUUCUUCCCUGCAUUUUAUCAACAUUGUCUGUUCUAUAAUGAUUUUACCAAGAAAUUAGCUCUAACACGUAAAUUUGGUGAAUAUAAAAGAACCCCUCCUCUUCCUUUGGUUCUCUCUUCUUUAGACUAUCGAUAAUGCUAAUCCUAGUAGUAAACAUGAAAGAGAAAAUCUUGCGUAGCAUGCCUUUCCGUAGCAAAACCUUCUAUCGUCUGUGUGUCGUCGUACUUUGAG
This is a messenger RNA of Zychaea mexicana, 739 nucleotides long. Its product is annotated as histone-fold-containing protein. Bases 1 to 387 code for a protein of 128 amino acids. Gene Ontology annotation, molecular function: protein heterodimerization activity; DNA binding; structural constituent of chromatin. The record is from RefSeq and is a predicted model, not a curated record. The transcript is spliced from 2 exons. Gene Ontology annotation, cellular component: nucleosome. Lineage: Eukaryota; Fungi; Mucoromycota; Mucoromycetes; Mucorales; Lichtheimiaceae.